AUGACUACUUAUUAUUGGAAUAUGCGUAUUCCUGCAUUCCGUUAUGACGUUGAUGGUAAUAAUGUUGAAUCUUACAGAAAGGGAAUGGUUGCAGAAAUUUUCUUAAUUUAUCUUAUAUACCUAGCAAUAAUUGCUAUUGGAACCAUUAGAGGAAAAUACAGAGAAAGUUUAAGCUAUGCUGAAGGAAAACAAAUUGCAAGUGGCCAAGAAGGUUAGAAAUAAGAAGAGUUAGCUCUUGUGGAUAGGAUUAAUUACUACGAAUUCGAUAGAUUCUUCUACCCUUAUUAUGGUUUCCAUACAAUUUGUGUAGGUAUGGCCUUACUUUAUGGACCUUAUGGUUAUGAAAUUGCUAUUAUUUGGAUUCAUUUCCUAUUCUAUGUAAUCAUGAUAGGUUUAAAAAUUAAAUUUGGAGAUGAAAAGAAUAAAAUUUUAUUUGGUAUUUAUGCCUUUUUGCAACUUAUUAAUAUUUCUUUGAUAAUUGCAUCAUUGGCUAGACUUGGAGGUUAUAAAACAUUAGUAGAUCCAUUGUAAAACCAUACAGGAUGA
This is a messenger RNA of Tetrahymena thermophila SB210, 546 nucleotides long. Its product is annotated as transmembrane protein, putative. The transcript is spliced from 4 exons. Lineage: Eukaryota; Ciliophora; Oligohymenophorea; Hymenostomatida; Tetrahymenidae. The record is from RefSeq and is a predicted model, not a curated record.